Cuscuta campestris is the source of this 4434-nucleotide messenger RNA. The record is from the annotation of a GenBank genome assembly. Lineage: Eukaryota; Viridiplantae; Streptophyta; Magnoliopsida; Solanales; Convolvulaceae.
CCCAAUAUUGAUGCCCACACGUUCGAGAUCAAACCCGCAAUGAUCCAAAUGGUCUCGAACAAUCAAUUUGGGGGUCUUAAAAAUGAAGAUCCAAGAGCGCAUAUGUUAUGGUUCUCUCGAACUUGCCAAACAUUCCGGACGAAUGGAGUGUCUGCUGAUCGUGUUAAACUAUCACUGUUUCCCUUCUCACUACGAGAUAGGGCAGCACGAUGGUUGAAUACGUUCUCGAAAGGACAUUUCACCACAUGGGAGGCGCUUCAUCAAGCCUUCAUGCACGAAUACUUCCCACCAUCUGCCAUUGCAAAAAUUAAAAGAUCUAUUCAGAGUUUUUCUCAAAAUUCGACUGAAUCUUUAAGUGAAGCAUGGGAAAGAUUCAAGGAUCUGAAUAUCAAAUGUCCACCUGCUCUAAUUGAUCCAGACAGCCUAAUGUUCCAUUUCUACCAAGGACUUCUGGUUUCAUCGAAGAAAGAACUAGACCACUCUUCAAAGGUCGGUUCUUUCCUAGAUAUGACGCCGGAGGAAAAUGAGGAAUUGGUGGAAAAACUCACAUCAAAUGCCAAAUACUGGUACGAAGACCGAGUUCCACAACAAAAAGCUGGAAUGUAUGAGGUGGACACUUUCACCGCACUCAAGGCAAGUAUGGAAAGUCUCAUCAAGCGGACCAUCCAAGAUCAGUUCAGUGCAAGUUCGCAUCCAAACAAACAACAUGAAUCAAUUGCUCAGGCCGAUGCUUACUAUCAAGGAGGAUCUAGUUCACACCAAAAUGAACUGGUCCUGUCUUGUGAAUCUUGUACAGGUGCACACCUGACAUCUCAGUGCCCGUACAAUGAAAGCACAACAAAGGAACGGCCGCGUGAAGUACACUUGGCACAAUAUGCCAAUAAAGGGGAAGGACCAUGGGCCCCUAAUCAGUACCAGCCAGCUUAUCAGCGCGAUGAUCCUUCGAGGGAGCGCAACAAUAACAAUUUCCAGCGAAAUAAUCGUUCAAGGGACGAUUACAAACAAGGCGGCUGGAACAACAACAUCAAUUGGAAUAGUCAAAGAGGGUCUGGCUAUAACCAAGGGGGAAAUACUCAAGUGUAUGUUCCCCCACACCAAAGACAAGCUGAGGAUCCUAUGGCCGAAAUGAAGAGGAUGAUGGAGGAGCAAAAUAAAAAGAGUGAAGAAAGAAUUCAAAGGAUAGAGGAAUCUAUGAGACAAAUAAUGGAUAAGAUGACAAUCAGACCUCCUAGAACUCUCCCUGCCAAAACUGAAACCAAUCCACGCGAACAUCUUAACGCUGUUACUCUACGCAGUGGAAAGGAAGUUCAAGGCGUUGGUCAAAGUACUGAACCAACAUUGGAGGAUGAGUCUGAGGUUGAACUAAUUAGUCAACCAACUGAAGAAAAGAAGAAGGAACCAGAAAAUAAAGAAGAAAGGAAGGAUAAGGAACCUUCCCAGUCCCAACAUCCAAACAGCAAUCUCCUACCAAAGAAGGUGACCGUACCCUUUCCAUCAAGGGUAAAGAAGAAGAAUGAUGAUCAAGCUUUCAAGAAGUUUCUAGACAUCAUGGGCCAAGUGGAAGUCAAGUUGCCCUUGAUUGAUGUCUUAACUGAGAUGCCGAAGUAUGCCAAGUUCAUCAAAGAUUUGGUUAUGCAUAAAAAGGACUGGGAAGGGGUUUCAAUGAUCAAUCUGAAUGCGAGCUGCUCCGCGUUGCUACUCCAACAAUUACCUGAAAAGUGCAAGGAUCCAGUGGACACAAAGGGUGACGCCUUCGCGAGCCGAACUUAUCCCACCAUUCCUACUGGGUCAUUCUGUGGAAAGAUGGCAGGAGCACCGAUCGAUCCAUUCAGGAGGGCACGUGAUCUUCAGUUGCCACUUCUUACUCCGGAGGCACAGGAGCGAUUCACUACGUGGGCCCAGCACCGAUCUUUACAGGCCCUAGUUAUUCUUGAUCAGAGACCCCUUGUUGCAGCCGGGGUUUGGGCAUAUGUUGAGGCCUCGAUUAGGCCAUCUGGUUGGGAGCGUUUACUUUCCUUACGAGCUGAGGCUAGCUUGCCUCUCACUAUUGAGUUUCUGUGCUCAUUGCGGCCUUUACUGGGGUUUGAGCGGCGAGAUGAUGUAGGGAUAGCUAUGAGGCAUGACAGCCGCCUCAUUUUCACUCUUCUAGGUCAGCGACAUACUCUUACUGUCGCUGAGCUUGGGUGGAGAUUAGGCAUAUAUACUCAGGAGGAGAUCUCACAUUCAUCCUUUGCUGACCUUCCCAUUACUGUUCCUGAGGACUUUGACGUCCAGGCUUUUUGGACUGCACAUGCACGCACUGAUGCUCCUUUCGAGCAUCAGCUUAGUCGAGCUUCUGACUGGGCCGAGCCUUCCUGGAGGCUUCUCACAUUCCUGAUGUCCAUGAGCUACUUUGGGAGACCCAGUAACAGCAACCGGGUCUAUUCUUCUGACAUGCUCUUCUUCUGGAGCAUAGCACAUCAGCGACAGGUUAAUUUGGCUGUUUUCAUCGCCCGAUUCUUGUGGUCUCAGACAUAUGGUACACGUAUCACGGUGGUUUGCGGCCCGUUGAUCACACUUCUUCACAGCACCAUGAUACAACACAUUAGACUUCAGAGAAGUCAGAUACGGAGGAUUAGACCGAGAGAGGGGCCAUCACCUCGACCUCAUCCUGCACCACAGCCACAGAGUACAUUUCAGCAGGGACAGAGCUCUACUGGGGUGGAGAACCUUCAGAUACCCCUAUGGGCACAGACAUUGAGUACUCAGAUGCAGAGUCUUCAGUACAACAUGAGUGGGUUUCAUGGUAGAUUGGAAGAGUUACACACAAGGUUCACCGAAUUUGAGCAGCGUUACGAGGCAGAUAUGACCAGGCUUAUCGACCAGCAGGAGGCUCAGUGGACUAACUACUACAAUAUCGAUUUCGACCCCUCGGUGGAAUCCCCUCUAGUCCCAGUUUGGGUAGGGCUAGAGGGACUGCCAAUCCAUCUCUUUGACAAACCCACCCUUUUCUCCAUUGCUAAAUUAUUUGGCUCUCCACUGCAAACUGAUGCAGCCACUGUGAAUUUGAGUAGGCCUAAUGUGGCCAGAGUCUGUGUGGAGGUUAACCUUUCAAAGGAACUUCCCAAGGCUAUUUGGAUACACUUAGGUAGCUCAUCCUACCUUCAACCCCUUCUUUUUGAAAAUCUGCCAUCCUAUUGUAACUCCUGCCAUCAAUUGGGUCACAAGUCCUGCAAAUCAGGAACCAGAAACUCUCGCUGGGUUAGGAAAACCAAGCCAAGAGGCAAGGCUGUGGCCCCUGGCCAGCAGGUCUGUUUUCCUAGUAGCGCAGCUGUGCCAACCUCUACUACCCCCAUUACUUUUGGUAGCUUUGAAACUGGUCACCAGUACGUCACAACAAAGGACAUAGGGCCAUGCCCUACAAUGAGCAAGAAUGGUCCUCCACCACGUUUGGACAGUACUGCUUUGGCCCCUAUAACUGAUGCCAACUUGACUUUAAAUGGCCCUCCCCUUACAGGUUUGGACAGUACUCCUUUGUCCCUCCUAACAGAUGCUAAUUUGGAUGCCUUCUACUUGGAAUGUGCUCAACACCAAGAUACCAAAGACAGCCCAUUACUGACUGGUCCAUGUGAGCUUGAAUUCACGAAAGAAGGACCCUUCUACCCCGUUGAACAGAAUUUGUCACCCCAGAUCCUCCCCCAAUCUCAAAAUGAUGGUUAUGACCCAAAUCAUACCGAUGAAAAUAUGAGAGCACACGAGACUCACCGUGAGUCCUCGGAUGGCACUCCAUCAGACACUACGGUCCCUCCCAUUGGAAAUGAUGAUGCUUUAUCUGAUCCAUCUACCCACACCAAAGUUCAUGCUGGAAAAGAUGACGAGGCCGGUAAGGAUGCUCUCUCCGAGGCAGAACCGGUUUCACCCCACACCCAGGAGGGGAAUACUAACAUUUCUUUUGAGCCUAGGUCUUUUUGCAGGUAUAUCAAGGUCACUGAACAACGAAGCAGCCCUUCGUUACAAGAAUUCCAAAAAUUGAGCUUCACGGAGCAAAUUGCAGAACUGAAACGAGGGCACCAACAACUCAACUUCAUGCAACCAAAAACUCCAUUUCAAUCAAUACAAGGUAUAGGUCCAAAACUUGACGAUGCCAAUCUUUUCGAAGUUGAAGUCCUUCAAGACCAUGAUGAAAAUGAAACUCAUGAAGAGAGCGAUCCUGAAACUCCAACCAUUGAAAUCCGCCAUAAAGGAGAACCUCCUGACGUGACGAUCCAGACGCGCAGUGGUCGUGUUCCAUAUGCGGGGCGUGGCCAAAAUACUCGCGGGAGGGGGCGUGGAAGACGCAAAAGACGUGGCAACCACAACCUAUCCUAGUCCUCUUAAAUUAUCUUUUCACUUUCUAUUGCUAUCCACCUGUUUUGGAUAGUAUUGUUUCCUUUAUGAGGGCUUUGGUCUAGUCCU